AACCAAGCUAAAAAAACUAGAAAACCUUUUAGAAGUGAAAGAGACAAGAAAGUUGCUGCUCCAUCCUUGGCUGAACAAUCCUGUCGUUUGGUCAUCAAACCUCCCUCAGAGCUCCCUGUCAAAAAAGACGUGACACUCUACCUUAAAGAAUGUCUUGGUGACGAGAUCACGUUUUAUCACGAGGAAACUAAGAAAACUGAUGGUGGGUGUCUCGAAUCUACAUUUGUCUUUCAGAAUAAUGAGCAAGGAAGAAGAGCUGAACUGAUUCUAAAAGAAAACAUCAGAGAAGCUGGAGAAAAAAUUGAAGUUUCUAUUCUCACGGAGGGAGCGCGUACUGAUAUGAUUUUGGUCGAGUGCUUAGCAGAGCUUCAGAAAAAGAUGACAGCAAUCGAAAAGCAGCAUACUGUCAAGAUAGAGAAAAUCAGUCGUCACAUUAAGGAUCUUCGUGUGCAAAAGCACAUAGCUUUUAAUGAAUUUGAAAAAAUAUGCUCGGAGAGAAAAGUCCUGGAACACAAGAAAGAGGAACUUGAAUCACAGCUCCGAGAAUUUCGACGUUUUGAACUUAUCACAAGAUCUACUCUGGACGCCCAAAGACGGCUGCCACCCUCCUGUGUUGAGCCUACAGUGAAGAAACUAAGGGAAGCAUUUGGUAGAGAAUGUCGCAGGAUCGAAGCAGCCCUACCAAUGUACGCGAAAAAAACCAAAAUUGUUCAGCUCAUAACGGAAAAUCAGGUCUGCGUUAUUCUUGGAGAAACCGGAUCAGGUAAAAGUACACAGAUGACCCAGUAUUUGUACGAGGCUGGUUUUGCUGAGAAGGGUUUAAUCGUUUGUACCCAGCCACGUAAAGUUGCUGCGACAAGCCUAGCAUUCCACGUCGCUCGAGAAAUGGGGAGCACUGUUGGAAAAGUAGUGGGCUGCCGUGUAGGAGGAAACGUUCAAGCAAGUAAAGAGACGACUGGUAUUUUGUACGCUACAGACCACAAUCUUCUCAAUGAGUGCCUAAAGGAUCCUCAGUUGUCAAAGUAUUCUUGCAUAAUAAUUGACGAAGCACAUGAACGAAGUCUUUACUCGGACCUACUUCUUGGUAUGAUCAAGAAAAGCCUUAUUCAACGUCCUGAGCUGCGAGUGGUCAUAACCUCAGCUACCAUUGAUCCAGCUCUCUUCGUGGCAUAUUUUGACCAAUGUCCAGUACUGAAAGUGUCCGGCAGAAUGUUUCCCGUCGAGGAAAUUUGGAAAGGUGAUCCAUCUUCCAACGUUGAAAAUUAUCUUCAAGAGGCUGUAAAAACAGCUCGCGAAAUUCACCGCAAGGAGGAUCCAGGGGACAUUCUUGUGUUUCUGACUUCUCCAGCAGAAACGGAACGCGCUUGUGAAAUGUUAAGAAAGGUUGAGCGGGAUGCUAACCUAGUUUGUCUUCCUCUCCACGGAAAGCUACGUCAAGAAGAGCAAAAGAAAGUGUUCGAAGAAGACGGAGACAAACGUAAGGUGGUAUUUGCUACCAACUGUGCGGAAACCUCUAUCACCAUUCCUGGGAUAAAGUAUGUAGUGGACACUGGUAUGGUGAAGGAAAUGAAGUUCGAACCGAAACGCAACAAAAGUUCUUUAGAGGUAACAACCAUCAACAAAAGUUCUGCUGAACAGCGAAAAGGAAGGGCAGGAAGGACACAAGCAGGGAAGUGCUUUAGACUCUACAGCAAAGAGGUGUAUGAGGCAAUGGAAGACCAAUCAAAACCAGAGAUCCUAAGGGUUCAUCUUGGUCAGGCCGUGCUGAAGCUGAUGGAACUUGGUAUCGAAAAUGUCAGAGACUUUGAUUUUGUAGAAUCGCCACCUUUUGACUCAAUAACCCUUGCAUUAGAGUUGUUGAAUUCUCUUGGUGCGAUAACAAACGGAAAACUUACACAGCUGGGAGGCAAAAUUGCUCGUGUUCCGGUAGAGCCACGAUUGGCAAAGGUCAUAUUUGAAGGCAUUGACAAAGGUGUAGGUGCGGAUGCGUUAGCAUUGGCAGCCAUUGCAACUGCGGGUGGGAGCGUUUUCUUCCGCAUGGGAAGCGAAGAGGAGAAGCAGGCAGCUGACAGUAGAAAAGUAGGUUUCUGCCUGAAUGGUGGAGACCUACUGACGUUGUUGGAAGUGUACAGGCAAUACCUCAAGCAACCGAAAGAUUUACCUAAACGAAAAAAGUGGGCUGUUGCUAACAGCUUAAACGCUAAGUCACUUCGCAUGACAGACGAGACUAUCAAAGAGCUAAAGCUGACUUUAAAGCAUGAAUUAGAGAUAACGAUCCCGAAUACGUUGCAGAAAGACGAGAACACUGAUGUGAAACUUCAAAAGAUUUUGUUUUCUUGUUAUGCCACCAACUUAUGCUUGUUUACUGGCCACGAGAAAAAAGGAUACAGAGUGUUGUCUUCAGACCAGUGUGUUCAAGUGCAUCCAUCGUCAGCACUCAAGUUUCUCGGAGCAACGCCUCAGUUCAUCGUCUUUGACCAACUGCUCAAAACGUCUCGUGACUUUGUCGUCAACGUUACCCCUGUGGAGGAGACGUGGCUCCGGGAAAUGAUUUCAACAGGAGCUCUCAAGUAUGACCUAGAGAACCUAUUGUCGACUGUAUUAACCGAAAUGGCAUUGCCAUGCAGUCCAGAACUUAUUAAAUUGACGUUUGGAGGUUACAAAAGAAAAAAAGUUGAUCAAAUUGAGGACAAAGUUUCGAAGUCAUGCGAUGACAGCUUGGUUGUGUUAGAGGAGGACAAAGAGAGGGGGCAAAUAAAAAUCUUCGUUCCUCCAAGGUACACGGCGAAAGCCCUGUCAGUGAUAGAGAGUAUCUUGGAGGAAAGCAGAAAGAUACUUAGGAGUGAGGAAAGAGAAGAGCCCCUGAGGGAAGAGUCCCUAGGAAGUAGAAUGGUUUGGGGACAAGGCGGUGAAAUACGGGAGUUGCUGAUGCUGGACAUGUACAGGACUGUCACAGUUGGUAAGAUAGAAAAUGGCUACUCAGCAGCUGUUUUAGACCACCUUAGAUCCUUCGGAGACAUCGUGAAACAUAGUCUUAGGGAGCAGAACGGCAAGAUGCGAGUCUUUGUGACUUAUAGGGAUUCACAGGAUGCGCUAAAGGCAGUGAACAGCCCUUCCAAUUCUUGUUCAGAUAUCAACAUCAAAGUACAGCCGAGUAACUCGACAGGCGAUGGUAACCAACUACGUUUUUCUCAGUUUAAAGUGAAAGUUAAGUGGCUCAGACGUCCAGGAAAAGGCACAGGAUCAGUGCAAUUCUUCAAUGGCGAAGACUUCUUUUACACGCUCGGAAGAAUAUCGUCGCUGAUUAUUAAAUCCAAAAGGGUGAUAUUUCAAGCCGACAAAAUUCACAAUCAACAGAUAUUCAUGAGAAGGCUCCACCCUGAAACAUCAGAGGAGGAUGUGACUUCUGCUAUCGAAGAGAAGCUUCCCUCAGUAAAAGUGAUGAAAGUUUUCAUCCACCGAAUAGCAGAGUUUGAAACAGCGGAUGAGACUCUUGUAGUACAGAAGACCCUCUUAGAAGAAAGUCUCAGCAGCUUUGCCACACAAGGUGAGUUCUCAGUCUACGUAGGAAAACCUUCCACGAAAUCUUUUGAGGGAUACGCCCACCUGACGUUCCAAAACCCCGAGGAGGGUGAAGCCGCUAUAAGAGGUCUUAAUGGAAUGAACAUCCCAGGCAUUGGUAUGGUAACCCUGCAUCCCAACCUGUCAACUGUGUUGUCAUGUGCCAGAAAUGUUUACGAAGUCAUAGAAGAUGAGUUCAUAGAAACUAUCAGCGAGUUGGAAUCAACCUUUGAAGCAAAUUUGAUCAUUAAGGUCAAAAAUAAGCCUACAGAUCAGCGUGUUUUGAUAGAAAUUCAAAGUGAGUCCACGGAACACUUCAUAUCUACUACCACUGUUCUCACCGAAAUUUUCAAUGGGGAUAAAAUUGACUGCAAGAUUUCUAAAGACCUGGAGAUUCUUUUGACUAACUCAGCAAAAGACGUUCUUCGAACAAUUCAGAAAGACACUGGAACUGUAAUCAGUCAAGAUUGGAAGAACCAGGCUGUAAGAAUUCAUGGACCCGAAGCCAACCGAGAAUCAGCAAAACGAGCUAUAAACAAGUUUCUCGAUGAUUCCAUCAAUGGCAAUCGCCAUUCUUGGCAGAUUCAACUUCGAGGACCAAACAAGCCCCGCGGACUGCUGAAAGCUCUGUUUAAAAGGUUUGACGUCAAUCUUCAAGGAUUACGAGACAUUAAUGGUGUCCAGAAGAUCCAUGUUGAAUUUAGAAACCACGUACUCAAGAUAGAGAGUUCAGAUGAGGCUGAAGAACUAAUCAACAGCUAUGUGGAGGAAUGCUGUAAAAAUCUUUCCCAAGAAUUGUUUCCUUUGCAACAAGACCAUCAAACACAGUUAACCUGUGGUAUAUGCCUAUGCGACUUGGAUUCAACAGCAGACGUAUACAGACUUUCCUGCUGUGGUCACGCUUACGACAAGAGCUGUGUUAUCCAACAACUCAAGUCUCCAGACUUUCCGUUGAAGUGUGUCGUGGAACAGUGUGGAGAGCGUCUUGUAUGGAAGGAUUUGCAAAACUUGUUGAAUGACCGCGAAAGGAAGAGGCUCGCUUUGACCGCUCUAGAUGAGUAUGUCAAAAGAAAUCCUGAAAUUGUGAAGUACUGUCCAACGGCGAACUGUGGCAUGGUAUACCGCGUCUCAACUAAUGGGAGAUCCUUCACCUGUGAUGCAUGUCUGGCUCAGACCUGCACAUCUUGUCACGUGCAAUGGCACGAUGGGCUCACUUGUGCUAUGUUCAAAUCAGAGAAGCAAGUAGAGGGACGUCUCGUGGAGUGGAUGAUGAAGGACCCAAGUAAUAGAAAGAAAUGUCCCAAAUGCAAGGCACCGAUUGAGAAGAAUCAGGGAUGUAAUCACAUGGAGUGCUCACAGUGUAGAAGCCACAUGUGUUGGCUGUGCCUGCAGGUGUUUCCAACCGGGAACGAUGUGUACGAUCAUCAACGACACUGUCCCAAUAAGACUGCAGCAUGA
Molecule: messenger RNA, 5019 nt
Organism: Pocillopora meandrina
Lineage: Eukaryota; Metazoa; Cnidaria; Anthozoa; Scleractinia; Pocilloporidae
Source: the annotation of a GenBank genome assembly